Molecule: messenger RNA, 2312 nt
Organism: Closterium sp. NIES-67
Lineage: Eukaryota; Viridiplantae; Streptophyta; Zygnematophyceae; Desmidiales; Closteriaceae
Source: the annotation of a GenBank genome assembly
CUGACUCCCAAUCCUGUGCUCAUGUUUCAGUUUAUGAAGCCACCUGAGUCCAGAUUAGUUGACGCUGAUCGCUAUCUUGCACGGAGACUGCAAUUCAAAUUGAUCUCUACCAGUGUCUUGUUCGUCUAUCCAAGGAGCAUUCGACCCAGCAUUAAUUCCACAAGCAGUCAAUAAUGGGGAUAAGAUUCGCAAGACGAACCACGAGGCUCUGAACAUGGAUAUUAACUCCCUCGUUAUUAUCUAUUCUGGAUUUUAUCGCUGAACGCUACAGUAGUCCUGACAAUGGAACGCAGAAUUCGCAAGGACGCCGGAGGCACUUCCCUCACAACGACAUCUUCGGAUCAUCUGACGACUGAAAACGGAAAGAAUGAUAACGCAUCUUCGGAGGGGAAAUUAGCGGGUUCGGGAACAACGAGCAGUCAUACGAGCAGCCAUGGGUGGAUCUGGAUGUCCAUGCUGGCCACUCUAUACGGGCUGCAGCCUGUGAUCAUGCGGAAAUGCCUAAGUGCUGACAUCAUCAUACUCAGCCAGGUCAUGGCAGUCGACGUUGCCAAGAUGUUCUGUUCGGUCGCAGUGGUGGUUCUAGACGGGUCAGCCUGGCGCUUGUGGCACAGCUGGCGGAUAAGAGAGUUUAUACAGGGCUCCAUGGUUCCGGCUUUCGUGUAUACAGUGCAGAACGUGCUUAUCAACAUCGCUUAUCGCCAUCUACACCCGGUCACAUUCGCCAUGCUGUCUCAGACGAAGCUUCUCUUCACUGCCCUUUUCAACUUCAUCUUCCUCAGGCAGAAGCAGUCAGGCCGCCAGGUGCUGGCCCUCCUCGCCAUGCUCGUAGCAGCCGUGCUGCUUUCAAUCGCUGACCACGUGGAGCUCUCUCUCUGGGGGGGAGAGGGAAAGGGAGGGGGAGACGGAAAGGGAGGAAAGGAGGAAGCAGGGAGCGGCAAGGCUACUAGUGCAAGAAAUGGAGGGAGCGGAGGGUUGACGGAGAGUCUAGCAGCAUCGGUAGUGUUGGGAGUGAUUCCCAUGCUGGCUGCAUCUGUCACCUCUGGGUUCGGGUCCAUGUACUGCCAGUGGGUCUCCCAGGUUAAGGGCCGCAGCUCGUACCUGAUGACCAUCGAGAUGUCGGCUUUCAGCUUCUUCCUCCUCCUCUCCUCGCUCCUGCUGUUGCCCUCAUCGCAUGACGCCGUGCGCAUGAGGCAGCUCGGCUUCUUCCACGCCUGGACCCUCCUCUCCAUGGUGCCUAUAUUGACCAACGCCCUGGCAGGCAUUCUUGUGGGAGUGGUGGUGCAGGUGUCUGGGGGCUUAAAGAAGGGCUUUGUGAUGAUCAUAGCGCUGCUCGUGACAGCAGCAGCCCAGCUGCUGGUAGAAGGGGAGCCUCCCCCCCUGUUGGUGUGGGCAGCUUUCCCAAUGGUUGUGGCCAGCACGCACAUGCAUGCUGCCUACCCUUAUGUGGAGAAGAAGAAGGGUGGUGAGGAGGGGGAUACGGAUCUUAAGAAGACGGAGUAGGGGUGACCUUCCUUCCCUGCUGGUGUGGGUGGUGUUCCUGAUGGGGUGACCACGACGCACAUGCAUGCUGCCUACCCCUAAGUGGAGAAGACGGGCGGGGAGGAGGAGACUGAUCGCACGAAGACGGAGUAGGAGGUACCUUCUUCCCUGUUGGUGGGCGGCAUUCGGAAUUAUCAUGGCCAGCACGCCUAUGCAUGGUGCCUACCCUUUUCUGGAGAAGAAAGACGGUGGUGGGGAGGGGGUUACGGAUCGUACCCUGGAGAAGAAAGACGGAGCAGGGGGGACCCUUCUUCUCAGUCGGUACGGGUGGCGUUCCCAAUGGUCGUGGCCAGCACGCAUGUGCAUGCUGCCUACCCUGAUGUGGAGAAGAGGAGGGGUAGUGGGGAGGGGGACACGAAUCGUACGAAUACGGAGUGGGGGAGACCCUCCUUCCCGGUUGGUAGUAGCGGUGUUUCCCAUGGUAGGGGCCAGCGCUCAUGUGCGUGCCUGUGGCCUCUCUCAUGUGGAGCGGAAGAGGGGGAGAGAAAUGAGGAGAGUAGGGGGAGGUGAUGGGGGUGAGGGGGUGGUAGCAUGCCAGAGGGAAGGAGACGGAGUUGAAGAGGAGCAGGGCGGAAAGCAGCAGCAACCCCAUGAGUAACAGCACCAGUGUGUGUGUGUCUACCAAACCAAUGCUUAUUACCCUAUUGCUGUUCGGCCCGCCUCGCCUCUUGCAUGCGCUGAUGCCCUGUUGCCCCAUUUCAGGUGUAUAUGACGGUGCUGCUGUAUGUUCACCUCAGUCCUAUGCGCAAUCAUUUUUUCAUUAGUUAAAC